CAGAGGGGGACAUGGGUCAACUUAAUGGUGCGACUCUUUUACCAUUUGGCGCAAUCUGUGUGGUUUUCCUGUGGGAAUCUGGGGCCAGCUCUGUCAGGACGACGGUGGAAGUGGACACAUCGAGCAUGGAGUGUCCAGAGAAUAAAAUCCUGACUGUGGAGUAUCCCUGCGUCAGAGCCGGGGGGAGGAACGGCACCUGUUUCAGGAGGAAGUGCUGUGGUGGAUUCAGGUUUGUGAUGGGCCAGUGCAUACCUGAAAGUGUGGACGUGUGUGCAGCGUCGCCCUGUGAGCAGCAGUGCACUGAUAACUUUGGGCGAGUCAUCUGCACGUGUUACCCUGGCUACCGCUUCGACAGGGAAAGACAUCGCACUCACAAAUCUCCCUACUGCCUGGAUAUUGAUGAGUGUGGGAACUCGAGCAGCAGUUUGUGCGACCACGAGUGUGUGAACACAGUGGGCAGUUUUCAGUGUCGCUGUCACAGUGGUUACAUACUCGCACCGGACCAGCGGUCCUGCAUCCCCGUACACAACUUGAGUUCAUCGGGGAAGUCCGACACCUUGAUGAGUGCUGGUACCUGCUCGUUCACCUGUCAGGAUUUCAUCAACAUGAAAAACAACCUGCUUCAGUUAAAGCUGCGGCUGGGAAACACACAGUCGUCCAACCAGGUUUCUGGUCUGGCAAACAGCAGUGACAAACCAUCUCAGGGACGAGGAGGAAAAGGUCCCGAUGGGCCCUGUCUUCCUGGUUUACCUGGCCCUCCAGGAGCUCCAGGUGUCCCAGGACACCCAGGAGAACCAGGAAACCCUGGAAAACCAGGAGAGAGAGGCCAUCCUGGCUCAAGGGGCGACAUGGGGCCCAUGGGUCCAGAACCAGAUCUGAGCCAUAUAAAGAGGGGCCGCAGGGGGCCAGUGGGGCUGCCGGGGGCAACAGGAAGAGAUGGAUUAAAGGGUGAGCGAGGAGCUCCUGGUCCCAGAGGUCCACCUGGACCACCCGGCUCCUUCGACUUCCUGCUGCUCAUGAUGGCCGACAUCCGCAAUGACAUCAUCGAGCUCCAGGAGAAGGUGUUCGGUGAGCGGCGAGGUCUCUCUCUGGACAGUCCUCCUCAGUCCAGCGGGGAGGAGGACUUUGUCGAGUGGGGCUCUGGACCAGAGGAUGUUCCGCUCAAUACAUGACCCGUUCACAAACCUGCUGAGAGGAGCUGUAGAAGGAGACCAAUAAAAACAAACUCCAAACCUGGAGAUCAGAGCAUCAACAAGCUCCUCACAUUGCAGCUGAAGAGAACAGAGCAAUGGCUUUGGAUGAACGGAGUAAA
Nematolebias whitei (Rio pearlfish) is the source of this 1312-nucleotide messenger RNA. RefSeq names its product collagen and calcium-binding EGF domain-containing protein 1-like. NCBI's taxonomy places the organism in Eukaryota, Metazoa, Chordata, Actinopteri, Cyprinodontiformes, Rivulidae. The transcript is spliced from 11 exons. The record is from RefSeq and is a predicted model, not a curated record. The coding region runs from base 12 to 1172 and encodes 386 amino acids. Gene Ontology annotation, molecular function: calcium ion binding.